This is a messenger RNA of Bactrocera oleae (olive fruit fly), 925 nucleotides long. RefSeq names its product probable pseudouridine-5'-phosphatase. Gene Ontology annotation, molecular function: phosphatase activity. The record is from RefSeq and is a predicted model, not a curated record. Lineage: Eukaryota; Metazoa; Arthropoda; Insecta; Diptera; Tephritidae.
UUUGAGAUGUCAAUAGUAUUUCAAUCGUUAUAUAAUUUUAUUUCAAUCAAAAAGGCAGUAAAAUUUUUGAUACAAAAUUGAGGUUUUUGCUAAUAUUUAACAAAAUUUAGCACAUACUAUAGAUAUUGAUAGUUUAGUAAAGACUGGUGCAAUAUGUGUAGUAAAUUUAAGAAUGUUACGCAUUGCAUAUUUGAUUUGGAUGGUUUAUUACUAGAUACUGAAGUGGUUUAUGAAGAAAUUGUAAGGCAAAUAGCUGGUUCUUUUAACAAGUCUUACCCACGUGAUGUGCGGAUAAAAUUGCUUGGCACAACCGAGCAAAAAUCGGCUGAAAUUGCUGUCAAUGAACUAGAAUUGCCCAUAACUGUCGAGGAAUACCUGAAAAUAUUUUCAAAUAAGUGUAAAGAAAUGUUGGGGAAUUCACCGUUGAUGCAAGGUGCAGAGCGAUUACUGAGGCAUCUCGAUGCUAAUAAGAUUCCCUUAGCAUUGGCUACUAGUUCUGGCGAGCAUAUGGUUGAAAUAAAAAUUAAUCAUCAUCGCGACGUGUUCAAACUUUUUCAUCAUCGUGUUUGCGGGUCUACUGACCCAGAAGUUAAGGCAGGCAAACCUUCUCCUGACAUAUUUCUUUUAGCUGCUUCGCGUUUCUCGGACAAACCUUGCCCCUCAAACUGUCUUGUUUUUGAAGACGCCCCAAAUGGCGUUCAGGCAGCCUUAAGUGCAGGCAUGCAAGUUGUGAUGGUACCAGAUGAACUAGUAACGAAGGAGCUGCGCAAGGGAGCAACUCAAGUAUUAAAGUCUUUAGAAGAUUUUCGUCCCGAAGAUUUUGGCUUACCGCCUUUACCAAAAAUGUGCCAAGUUACAAUUUAAGACUGUAAAAUUAUAUUGUUUAUCUAAAACAAGAGCUUAAAAAUAAAUAAAAUUCAAAUUA